GCGCGCACAACCGCAGAUGCGCGGCGAAACAGCGCGGGCGGCGGCCGGUUUCAGACGACCAAGGGCGCAGGCGCAGCAGCGUAGCCAAGUGCCGCGCCUCUCCGCUUCGUGUGCAUCCCAUCCAGGCCUGCCUGCCUCCUGGCACUGGUGCUGGUGCUGGUGUCAUCCGCCUUUUUGCAUACACGCACUUGCACUUGUGCUGGCCUGGUCGCCGCGCCCUUCCGCACCAAGCAUGUUAGCCGUGGCGUACCACCAUCAUCGCCGUCUGCCAUCAUCCUCCCAUAUAGUCGCGCCACCUCGAUUGCCUGGGUUUCCUUGGGACAGCGACACACUGGAGCCACACCUCCCGACCCUCGACCCCUCCUCCUCCUCCUCCAUGGGGCCGCCGCCCGCCGCCGCCGCCCAUCCAUAACAGACACGCCCGCCACCUCGCCCGCUGCCGCUGCCCACAGCCCACCAUUCUCGACAAGAUGCGGCCUGCGCGACUCGCCCGCCUGCCGUGGCAGUUGACCUGCCUCCUGCUCGCCGCCCGCGCCACAGCCGACAUCGCGCCCUCCAACACGUCCACCGCCCGCCCCGAUGUCAUGAACGGCACCCUGCCGCUGAUCCACGCCGACGGCGUCGACCGCACCGUCGCCGACCUCAUCCCCUUGACGCAGCAGGCAGCCAAUUCGGUCAAGGGCAAUCUGUACAACACCAACUUCUCCAGCGUCGCAAACAUCUCGACCAACGAUAUCGCCUACAUCAGCUGCAACCCCAGCGACUACGCGGGCUUCGACAAUGCCCAAGCCGUCUUUGAGCAGGCCUACCAACAGGCCAACAUCUCGGCCGUCAUCCUGUACAGCACCGCGACCGACUACUGCGACUACCAGCCCCGCAGUUCCCAAGAGAUGAUGCAGCUCUUCCCCGUCUACUCCAUGACGCACAAAGACGACUCGGGCUUUGUCCUCCGAGCCAUCGACGGGCUUUCCCCCGACAAGAAAUACACUGUCCGUGUCCCAGGAAAUGGCAAUGGCAACGGCAAUACCGGUGGCGAUCAAGACCAGACACAGAACCCACUGGGCCCCUCGCCGUCGACGGCCGUCGCUAUGAUCAUUCUGUACAGUAUCACCGGAAUUAUCACGGCUCUGUUCCUCGUCAUCAUCGUCACGGGCGCAGUGCGAGCGCAUCGCCACCCCGAGCGCUACGGUCCACGAAACGUGCUUGGACGGCCGAGGCAAAGCAGGGCGAGGGGGCUGGGCAGGGCGAUUCUCGACACUAUUCCCAUUGUAAAAUUUGGGGAAAAGGAGCAGGCCAAGCCUGCCGAUGUUGAAUUGGGCUCGACAGCCGAGAUAAGAGACGUGAAUGGAGCGCCUGCCACCGCCAGCAACGAAGAUGCAAACCAUGCUACAACAUCCGCCCAAGCAGCCCAAGCGCCGCCGCCGCCAGCCACGGAAGGCGCGGCGGAAACACGACAAGAAGCGGCCCCUGCAGAGAUUGAGGGUAUUGCUCCAGCACAGCCUGCUGGUGUAGCGGCCGCAGCGGUCGCCGAUACGACUUCGAACGACCAAAGCCUGGUAUGCUCCAUCUGUACCGAAGAUUUCGAAAAGGGCCAGGACCUCCGCGUUUUGCCUUGCAACCACAAAUUCCAUCCCGAAUGCGUCGAUCCAUGGUUACUCAACGUUUCGGGUACCUGCCCGUUAUGUCGUGUCGAUCUCCGACCGGUAGAUUCCCAGGAUUCUUCCGCCUCACGAGCAGAAGGCGAACUUGCUCCGCCGCUCAACCCGGAAGCAGAAACCUCACACCGGCGCCGCCACGCACUCCGUGAUGUCCUCUCCUUCCGCCACUUACCAAAUGCCUCGGCCGAAGAGCGCAUCGGUGCUCUGCGACGUCUGCGAGAGCAACGGAGAAACCAGAGCGGCGAUCUCCAUCCGGAAAGCGCAAACGCUAGCGCAGAAAACGUUGCCAAUGCAAGAGAUCGGAGAAGCAGGAGGAUCAGCUCCCGUCUCAGCGAUGUCUUUACGGCCCGUGCGCGCAGAGACCGAAGUGAUACCAGCCCAGCGGCCCACCAGCGAGAUACUGCGACACCAGAUGGCGCCGAUGGCCCGAGUGCUGCGCCGUCUAGUCACUCUCAUACUCAAAGUUGAAGUCUCAUCUUUGUUAAUUUGAUAGUUUUAGUGUAAACCCAUAUACCAUAUCAUAUGAUUGAAUGAUUUCUAGUGGUGAAUUUUAUCAUCGAUGAAUAUGGAGUUGGUUUGUAUGUACUUUUAGAACAGACACAGACACAGACACGUGUUAGAAAAUUAGUGUAUAGUAGGUAGUUCUACAUGGAUUCAUCUUCACGAGC
Messenger RNA from Exserohilum turcica Et28A, 2326 nucleotides. RefSeq lists its product as uncharacterized. The transcript has 3 exons. The record is from RefSeq and is a predicted model, not a curated record. The coding region runs from base 471 to 2126 and encodes 551 amino acids. NCBI's taxonomy places the organism in Eukaryota, Fungi, Ascomycota, Dothideomycetes, Pleosporales, Pleosporaceae.